AGUCACGAUUAACUGCAACUCUGCGCACUGCAACAACCUGUAUAUUGCUUUUCAUUAGUGAUACCAAUCAACAAUAUGUGUGUCCACAGUAAAUUUCAACAUAUUUAGUUACGUUGUAGUUACGACCGUUACGGGUGUCGUUAGCAAAGUUAUUUGUUCAUAGAUCGAAUUAUCGGCAGUUUAAUCGACGACGAAUCAAAACGUAUUAGGAGUAGUCGUAUCAGACAAACGCUUGUUCAUUUAUUUUAACUCAAUUGAAUUGCGUGAUAUGGGGAAAUAGCAAAUUGGGUAAAGUUUACCCAUUGAAUACAUUUCCGGAUAUGUUAUCACAGUUAAUAUUCGAUGAACCGAACAGUCCAAUCGACAGCGAAAAUAUUUCGACAACUACGUUAGCCGAUCGCAUAUCAAUAGUCCUUCCCGCUAACACAUCAAUCAAUUUGAUAGCAGCCACGACAAAUUCAACGAUUACAAAGAGUGUGGGUACUUUCAACGGAACAUCGGCCGCUCUACCAACGGUAGAAGGAAUUUUCAUAAGUUUAUUGCUACUUAUUGUCAUCUUCGGCACGGUGAUUGGAAAUAUUUUAGUCUGUGUUGCCGUUUGUUUGGUACGAAAACUUCGUCGACCAUGCAAUUACCUAUUGGUAUCGCUAGCUGUGUCCGAUCUAUGUGUUGCCGUUCUAGUCAUGCCAUCUGCGAUGCUAUAUGAGGUAAUGGGCCGAUGGAAUUUUGGCAUGAUACUGUGCAACAUCUGGGUCGCAUUUGAUGUACUGUCCUGCACCGCAUCCAUAUUGAAUCUGUGCGCGAUAUCCCUCGAUCGCUUUUGGGCCAUCACAAAACCGCUAAAGUAUGGCGUAAAACGAACUCCUCGCCGUAUGAUGUUGUGCGUGGCACUGGUUUGGAUGGGGGCUGCUUGUAUCAGUCUUCCGCCAUUACUCAUUUUGGGUAACGAACAUAAGGGAGAGAAUGGCGAACCGAUAUGCAUUGUGUGCCAGAAUUUUGCUUAUCAAAUCUACGCAACACUAGGUUCAUUUUAUAUACCACUCGCUGUGAUGUUAUUCGUAUACUAUCAAAUAUUUCGGGCGGCUCGACGAAUAGUUAUGGAUGAAAAGCGAGCCCACACACACCUAGAAAUAAACGAUGGUCCGAUAGGAAAAUUAUCAAAGUCACAAAAUGGACCAUCGAACGGAACAUCAAAUCGAAAGAAGAAGCGAAAUAAGCUAGCUAAUGAACGUAAAGCGUCAACAACACUUGGUAUUAUUAUGUCUGCAUUUAUCGUCUGUUGGCUACCGUUUUUUAUAUUGGCUUUAGUUCGACCCUUCUUAGGCGAACAAUACCAAAUACCACAAUCAUUAUCUUCAGUAUUUCUAUGGCUCGGCUAUCUGAACUCGAUGCUGAAUCCCAUAAUAUACGCCACGCUGAACAAAGACUUUCGUAAACCGUUUCGGGAGAUGUUGUGCUUCCGCUGUUCUCGAAUGAAUGUAAUGAUGCGCAAAGACGUUUAUCGCGAUUUAUACGGUGAGCCGUCUCAACGUUUCAUGCUUGGCAGUGAAGGUUUAGGGGAAAGUUUACUUUAAAUGGAAGCUAAAGUGUUUCUGCCGUUUAAUAUUCUCACCGUUUGCAACAGCUCCGUCAGAGAUUGGGAACUGUUUAGAUUUAGGCACAUCUUAGUAUUUUUAGAUAAUUGUUUCCGAUUUUCAGUUGAGAAAGAAUAUACGACUUCAAGUUACUUACCAACCUUUUACUUCCUUUAUUUAAACGAACUGAUUGAUAAACCAUCUGCACAGGAAAUGUAUUGCUCUUGAUUAGUGCAUAGCCGAAAAACCUUUACAUCCUUGAAAAGUUCUUGAAAUUUUGAGAAUAAAGUUGCAAGAAUCGGAAGUGAUUUGAGCAGAAAAUUUUUCAUCGUCAUACUCCGCCAAUAAUGUUGGUUUGUAAUCAGUGAUCAUGCUGAGUUCAGUCACUAUGAUGGCCAAGACAUUCUUUGGAGAACCAAACAAGGCAGUUGUUUCGACAUUAAUUUUUACGAUGUACUAAAGACACACAUCGAGUAACUCAUGUGAAGGAGGCCUGUAACCCGUAUAGCCAGCCAGUCUCGGCAACGGUUAUCAUCUAUUAUCGAAAACGACUUCGAGAACAAACGACAAGCUCUGACUAAUGGUCUUUUAUAAAGCAAAAAUCAUGUUCAAAUAAUUGAAGUAGAAGAUCUGAAACCAAUCUCUUGAAAAUAUUUAGAUAAAGUAACGAAGUAAUAGAUUCGAUAGUAAGAGAAGCGUAAAAACGAGGUUAAAAAUGACAAACAGUAGUUGGAUCGCCAUAGCACCAAAUUUGAAUUUAAACAGUCGACUCGACUCCUCCAUUGUGAUCAUUCGUAGCACUGCUCCUAGCAUUAACACAUAGAAAUAGGGCGUAGGGUAAUCUGGCACACAGUACUAAGAUACCACACUUUUCAACUACGUAAAAGAUGAACUCACACAAAAUUUCCCGUUACCGAAAUUUCGUAAAAGGGAACAUUAAGUGUAUGAUAGGGCUAAUAAAUAAUCGUAGCAUUAAAUUUGCGUGUGCGAAAUUGUGAAAAAUGGAUUUAAAAAUGUUAGUUUUUUUUCGGGGUGGCAAAUUUUCCGAUACCUGUUUUCCAAUGGUCCCUAAAAUUGGAGACGUUUGACUCAAGUGUUAAUGUAAGAAGCAGUGCUAUAUGGUUCAUUAUAUAAAAUCGACAUACGUAAUUUGGUCCUUAAUUCAGCUGUCAAAAAACGAUCAGCUCCUACAUGUUUACUUUGAUAUGUCGUGGACACGGACAAGGCUUGGAAAAUUCAUUAACAUUAAAACGAUCCAAACUGCUCAGAACUUUGACCGAUUUUGUCUAGAAGUUGUGUGCCGUGGAACAUUUUUUGCUCAAGUUGUUGAUUUUGCGAAGCGCGAAAGAGAUCAGAGAUCAGGCAAUAUUUUGCUUCAGAUUAUUUGACCAAACGUCAAAUACGUUGUAACAUCGGUACUUAAAAACCCUCUCCAGCUCAAAAUUAAGCCAAAGAACCAAUCACUAAAUUCUUACGAUAAUCUGGUUUGGCUAACGAUCCAGCGUGAAAAUAAUUCACAUUAAACGAAUAAUAUAAAAGAUGAAAGUAACAUUUUUCUCUUCUGUCUAGUUAAUUGAUGU
Bradysia coprophila is the source of this 3154-nucleotide messenger RNA. RefSeq names its product 5-hydroxytryptamine receptor 1-like. The record is from RefSeq and is a predicted model, not a curated record. Gene Ontology annotation, cellular component: plasma membrane. Lineage: Eukaryota; Metazoa; Arthropoda; Insecta; Diptera; Sciaridae. Gene Ontology annotation, biological process: adenylate cyclase-activating adrenergic receptor signaling pathway; positive regulation of MAPK cascade. Gene Ontology annotation, molecular function: G protein-coupled receptor activity.